This is a messenger RNA of Nelumbo nucifera (sacred lotus), 1039 nucleotides long. RefSeq names its product zinc/iron-chelating domain protein. The record is from RefSeq and is a predicted model, not a curated record. NCBI's taxonomy places the organism in Eukaryota, Viridiplantae, Streptophyta, Magnoliopsida, Proteales, Nelumbonaceae.
GGAAAAACACGUAAUCUUAUCUGGUUAUCUGGGUACCGUUUGCAUAGCGGGAAGAAAGAGUAGUCUCCAGCAGUCGUACCGACUACUGACCAGCGAACGACCAGCUCUCUGCCGGCGGUCUGCCUAUGUCUCAGGUGGUGGUUGCCAUUGCUUCCGUCGGCACCGCUGGUUUGACGACCUGUGGACCGCGCCAGAGAAGGGUAAAGGCCGAAACCAAGGACAAGGGGAGUAGCAGUAGCAGUCUCGGCUUUGGCCGAGAGAGGAAGGAGCCGUCGUGGCGGUGCGCACAGGGGUGCGGUGCUUGCUGCAAGCUCGAUAAGGGCCCCUCCUUCGCCACUCCUGAAGAGAUAUUCGAAGACCCAUCUGACAUUCAGCUCUAUAGGAGCUUGAUAGGUACAGAUGGAUGGUGUAUACACUUUGAGAAAAUCACACGUACAUGUUCUAUUUACUCUGAUCGUCCAUAUUUUUGCCGUGUAGAGCCUGAUAUAUUUCAAGCAUUAUAUGGGAUUGACAAGAAGAGGUUCAACAAGGAGGCAUGCAGCUUUUGCCAGGAUACGAUAAAAGCAAUUUAUGGUUCCCAUUCUAAAGAGUUGGAUAAUUUCAACCGUACCAUAAGGAACCCAAGUUCUACUUAAAUUAUUCUGUUCUAUUGCUAGUGGGAUUAACGUGGAGCCUUCACUCCCUUCUUGUUCAUCUCAAGGGAUGAUCCCUUUGAAUUGAAAAGCAGCCUCACUGAGUAUAGAGUGAUGCCAAUUCCUAGAAUGAGGAUCAUAGAAGGUUGAAAUUACUUGGAAAAUGUGAUGAUGCAAAGGAUAAAAGUACAAUAUUCCAAAGUGGGAAUGAAAGCAAAAUGAAGAAUAGAAAGGUUUUAUGUUAUACUGAUAUUAUUUUGUAAUGUUUUUGCUAUUUUUUCCUGAAAAUCUAGGGUUUUUUCAUUGUUAAUGAAACCCUUUGAUUGUGUUAUUGAUAAAAAAGCAAAAUUAAGAAUAUAUUAGAGUUUGGCUUCUUUUGAGUUCAGAAUUCCAUUGCUAAAGCUUUU